This is a messenger RNA of Cuscuta campestris, 3403 nucleotides long. The record is from the annotation of a GenBank genome assembly. NCBI's taxonomy places the organism in Eukaryota, Viridiplantae, Streptophyta, Magnoliopsida, Solanales, Convolvulaceae.
CGUACAUUGCGCUCUUUUGCAGCUAAUUCGCCUAUAUCCAAAAAAAAGAGCACUCCAAAUGGUGCACCAGCGACUUAUAUCUGUGAAGAGAUGUCUUAGUUGGCCGCCAUUAAUGCUGCGUUGACAGCCUAAGGUCUUCUCAAAAAUGAAAGCCAUCAUUUUUCCCAAAACAAAAAAAAAAGAGUUCUUAGAAGAGAGGGUUCUGUCAUAGCUACUGUCAAGGAAAUCAAUUACUAUACUCAGAUUAUUGAAGUUGGGUUAUCAUUUGUAAAUCAAUGAUCCCAAGAUUCAAUCUGUUUUCCCCUGCAUAUCUGUUUAUUAUCAUCCAAGUCUUGGGCACAUCAGCUUUGACAAAUUCAGAUCAUUAUGUAGCUAUAAAGUCCCUCAAAGAAGGGUGGGAGAACGUCCCGCCGAAUUGGGAGGGGGCAGACCCUUGUGGUGACCAUUGGGAUGGCAUUGGUUGCAUAGGUUCCAAUGUUGUUUCAUUAACAUUAACAAGUAUGAAUCUGAGUGGUCAGCUGUCUGGAGACAUUGGGGGCCUAUCAGAGUUGCAGACUUUGGAUCUGUCAUACAAUGCAGGUCUGACAGGAUCACUUCCUCAAGAAAUUGGAAACCUAAAAGAACUGUCUAAUCUCAUCCUUGUUGGCUGUGGGUUUGCUGGGCAAAUUCCUGAGACAAUAGGAUCUUUGAGCAAGCUGAAAUAUCUGUCAUUGAAUUCAAACAAGUUUAUUGGAUCGAUACCACCUUCAUUGGGUAAACUGUCGGAACUCUAUUGGCUGGAUUUGGCCGAUAAUAAGCUUACAGGACAUAUACCAGUCUCUAGGGGAAGCACACCUGGUCUUGAUAUGCUUGUAGAAACAAAACACUUUCAUUUUGGUAAGAACCAAUUGUCCGGUCCAAUCCCUGCUCAGCUCUUCAGCUCAAGUAUGAAACUGAUACAUUUGUUGCUGGAGCGAAAUCAGUUUGCAGGAAGCAUCCCAGACACAUUAGGGCAUGUUCAGUCUUUGGAGGUUGUUCGUCUCGACAGGAACUCAUUGAGUGGUUCAGUCCCAGCAAACCUUAAAAACCUCACAUCCAUUAUUGAUCUGUACUUGUCAAACAAUAAUUUGAUUGGUCCAUUACCCAACCUCAAUGGCAUGAGUUCGCUCAACUAUAUAGACCUGAGCAAUAACACAUUUGAUUCAACAGACUUCUCUUCAUGGUUCUCUACUAUGACAUCUCUCACAACACUAGUAAUGGAAAACACAAGACUGCAAGGACCUAUUCCAGCUUCACUUUUCAGCCUUGACCAGUUGCAGAAUGUCUACUUGAGGAACAACAAACUUAAUGGCACACUCACUAUCAGCUCCCAUUACAGCAGCCAAUUGCAGCUAAUUGAUUUGGGGGGUAAUUUUAUAGAUUCAUUUACACAGAGACCAGGGUAUAAGUUUCAGAUUAGCCUCAUUGACAAUCCAAUAUGUCAGGAAGAAGACCUUGGAAGUUAUUGUUCCAUUCCACAAAAGUCUAAUUCCUCUUAUACAACUCCAGCAAAUUGCUCACCUACACAGUGUGACUCUGAACAAAUAUCAAGUCCUACUUGUGCAUGUGCUUAUCCAUACACCGGCAAUCUAACUUUUAGAGCUCCUUCCUUUUCCGGCUUGGUAAACAGUAGGUUUCUUAGCCUUCAAGAGUCUAUGAUGCACUCGUUCCAAUCUCAUCAGCUCCCAGUGGGUUCAGUGUCAUUGAGCAAUCCAAAAAAAGAUUUGGAUGACUAUCUGGUUUUGCACCUGCAAAUUUUCCCAAAUGGCCAAAACCACUUCAACAGGACAGGGGUUUCUGAAAUUGGAUUUGUUCUCAGCAAUCAAACUUUCAAGCCACCUAAAUCAUUUGGACCGUUUGUCUUUGCUGCCGAUUCCUAUAGAUUCUUUGAAGGUGAAGAGCCUAUAGGAUCAAGCAAGUCAUCAAAUGCUCAUGAACUCAUCAUUAUAAUAGGAGCAGCAGUUGGUGGUUCUGUACUUGUGAUAUUAUCACUUAUAGUUGGACUUUACGCUUUCUGCCAAAAAAGAAGGGCUCAAGAAGCAGAUAAAAAGAAUGACCCUUUUGCAUCCUGGGAUACAUCCAAAAGUAGUGGUGCUGUCCCCCAGAUAAUGGGAGCAAAGUUUUUCUCAUAUGAGGAGGUUGCAAAAUGCACAAAGAACUUUUCAGAAAUCAAUAAUAUUGGAUCCGGUGGUUAUGGGAAGGUAUACAAAGGAACUCUUCCUAAUGGACAACUGGUUGCCAUCAAAAGAUCUCAGAAAGAAUCUUCGCAAGGCGCUAGAGAGUUCAAAUCUGAGAUAGAGCUUCUCUCAAGGGUUCAUCACAAGAACGUUGUUAAACUCAUUGGGUUUUAUUUCGAUCAUGUGGAACGAAUACUGAUCUAUGAAUUCAUUCCACAUGGCACACUUAAAGAAAGUCUGUCUGGGAAGUCUGGAAUCAGGUUAGAUUGGGCGAGGAGACUUCGGAUAGCCCUUGGAGCAGCCAAAGGGCUGCAGUAUCUGCAUGACCUUGUAAACCCUCCAAUCAUACACCGUGACAUCAAAACCAAUAACAUUCUGCUAGACGAACGCUUGAAUGCUAAAGUUGCUGAUUUUGGUCUCUCCAAGUCUAUGGGAGACCAUGAAGGAGGUUAUGUCACCACUCAAAUCAAAGGAACAAUGGGCUACUUGGAUCCUGAGUAUUACAUGACGAAUCAGCUGACAGAGAAGAGUGAUGUUUACAGCUUUGGAGUGGUAAUGCUAGAGAUUGUAACGGCAAGGCCUCCUUUAGAGAAAGGGAAGUACAUUGUACGUGAAGUGAAGCAAACAUGUGAUCUUCUUGGAGUGCUAGACCCAGCUAUUCGUUCCUGCGUAAAACCUGCAAGUUUGGAAAAGUUUGUUCAUCUUGCCUUUAGGUGUCUGGAAGACACGACAUCUAAAAGGCCAACAAUGGGAGAAGUGGUAAAAGAGAUCGAGAAUAUCAUGCAAAUGGUUGGACUAAACCCUCAUGCUGACUCUGCUUCAACUUCAGAGAGUUAUUCCGGAAUGAGCAAAGGCUCUGAACAUCCUUACAGUGAUGAACAGCUGUCUAUAUACAGUGCUCUGCAUCCCAAUUAAGAUGGCAGCAAUUUGAGUAUUCCACCACUUUAUUUUCCUUUGCUUAAAUUUCUUCCACAGCCUUGUGACAUUUGUGUGCUAAAAUAGGGAUGUAGUAAGAUAUUAUUGUGACAGACUGGCUCUAUGUCCCAUCAUUAUUGGGGAUGGAAUCAAGUGUAUAGUGCAUCAAGCCAUCGACUACAUUUGUGCAAACUGCAACACUUAAAAUGGUACAUGACAGCUAGCAUAGCACAUUUUUUUCACAAAGACCAUCACUAAUACUCCCUCCAUCCCAAUAAAGUUCUCACUCCUUU